CGGCCGCGCGCGUCCCCGGCGGCUGCGGGCUCAGAGGCCGAGCAGGGAAGGCCUCGCGGGGCUGCGGCUGUGGCUCUGAGAGAAUGAACCAGCAGUAAAAGAAAAAAUGUGGCCAACUAGCUGAUUGCUGUUGGAGAAGAUGCUUUCUCUUUGUGACAGGCACGUGUGGGAUCUGCAACAGAAAUGAUGGCUGGCUGUGGUGAAAUUGAUCACUCAAUAAACAUGCUUCCUACGAACAGGAAAGCAAAUGAGUCCUGUUCUAAUGCUGCACCUUCUCUGACAGUUCCUGAGUGUGCCAUAUGUCUGCAAACGUGUGUUCACCCAGUCAGUCUGCCCUGUAAGCAUGUUUUCUGCUAUCUGUGUGUAAAAGGAGCUUCGUGGCUUGGAAAGAGAUGUGCCCUUUGUCGACAAGAAAUCCCCGAAGAUUUCCUUGACAAGCCAACUUUAUUGUCACCAGAAGAACUCAAGGCAGCAAGUAGAGGGAAUGGCGAAUAUGCGUGGUAUUAUGAAGGAAGAAACGGGUGGUGGCAGUAUGAUGAGCGUACUAGUAGAGAGCUGGAAGAUGCUUUUUCCAAAGGUAAAAAGAACACUGAAAUGUUAAUUGCUGGGUUUCUAUAUGUUGCUGAUCUUGAAAAUAUGGUUCAAUAUAGGAGAAACGAACAUGGACGUCGUAGGAAGAUUAAGCGAGAUAUAAUAGAUAUACCAAAGAAGGGCGUAGCUGGACUUAGGCUGGACUGUGAUGCGAAUUCUGUAAACCUAGCAAGAGAGAGCUCUGCUGAUGGUGCGGAUAGCAUGUCGGCACAGAGUGGAGCUUCUGUCCAGCCUCCAGUGUCAUCCGCUGUGAGGCCCCUGACAUCAGUGGAUGUGCAGCUGACCAGCCCUGCCACACCAUCGCCUGAUGCAGGCCCUUCUCUGGAAGACUCUUUAGCUCAUUUGCAACUCGAUGGAGACAGCAUAAAUGAGAGGAGUCACAGGGGAGAAGGAGAAGAAGACCGUGAAUCUCCAUCUUCAGGCAGAGCGCCAGACACCUCCGUUGAGGAAACAGAAUCAGAUGCCAGUAGUGAUAGUGAUGAUGUAUCUGCGGUCGCUGCACAGCACUCCUUGACUCAACAGAGACUUUUGGUGCCCAAUGCAAACCAGACAGUAGCUGAUCGAUCAGGAACUGACCGGUCAGUAGCAGGGGGUGGAACAGUGAGUGCCAGUGUCAGAUCCAGAAAACCCGAUGGACAGUGCACAGUAACAGAAGUCUAAAUAGAUGUCCUCAGCUCCGUGCCCAAGGUUGGAUGGUUAUCUGUAAAUUUCUGCCCACAUAACAUUACUCAUCCCUAGUAGUGCAUUUUGGGAGAUGGGUGGGAAUGGGUCUGGGAAGGAUAAAUCUGAAUGAAAUGUCUAACAUGUCUCUGUUGAGAAAUAAUUAUUUAAUGUAAGGAACUUGGGUGUUAAUAGUUGAGACCUGUUUAGUAAUAACCCAGUUUUCUUGACAUCUGUUUUCUUUUUAGGUUUUUUUUUUUU
This is a messenger RNA of Octodon degus (degu), 1512 nucleotides long. RefSeq names its product ring finger protein 146 (gene Rnf146). The transcript has 3 exons. Bases 184 to 1251 code for a protein of 355 amino acids. Gene Ontology annotation, cellular component: cytoplasm; nucleus. Gene Ontology annotation, biological process: Wnt signaling pathway; ubiquitin-dependent protein catabolic process. NCBI's taxonomy places the organism in Eukaryota, Metazoa, Chordata, Mammalia, Rodentia, Octodontidae. Gene Ontology annotation, molecular function: poly-ADP-D-ribose binding; zinc ion binding; ubiquitin protein ligase activity. The record is from RefSeq and is a predicted model, not a curated record.